CGCUUUCCUCCUCUGCUUCUAAUGAAUUGAAAUCUCCAGGAGCCGCCACAUCUCUGGUAGUUUUACAAAACUGUCCUUGCUCUUCUUGCGUUUGCCCAGUCAAGGGUAUUUUUGCCUGAGGUCGGAAUGAUGCUGUUAGUCCUGGUGAUAGGAUUGCAGAGAAACACAGAGCAGCUCUGAGAGGGGAGGAGGAGGAGAAGAAGGAAGACAGGGAGGUGGGAGAAACAGAGGGAGAGUGUGCAUACAGCAACUGUCGGCAUCCCUGUCUCAGGGACUUCUUUGCUGAUUCACAGAGGCAGCCCAGCCCCGGCCUCCCAGCUUACAGCUGCCGCCUGCUUCUCAGACCUGACGGAAUCAGAAGCUACAUAAUAUUCUACCAUGUGAGUGGCUAUCAUAAUAAAUAACAGUUGAAUAUUUACUAAAUGCCAGAAACUAUGAAUUAACUCCUUGCAACAAAGCUAAGAUGUGCUUAAUGAUCAAUAGCUGGUGCACUGCCUAUCCUCACCUCCCCAUGAGCCUUGGUUUUUAUGCAACCUAUGGUCAUGCAGGGAUGCCCUUAUACCCUCCCACGAUGUCAUGAUUGGCAGGCAGCUGACCAGUUCCAUCAUAGCAGCAGCCUCCGAAGCACCUGCCCCCACCCUCAGGUUAGAGCUGUUGUCACCAGCCCUGCACCUCCUCAAGAUGGUGCUGGGGUUCCCUGCCUAAGCCUAAAGCUGUUGAACGGGUCUGUUGGUGCCUCUGGACCCCUGGAACCACCAGCCAUGAAUCUGUGUUGGAAUGAAAUAAAAAAGAAGUCUCAUAACCUCCGCGCUCGCCUAGAGGCCUUCUCAGACCACAGUGGAAAGCUUCAGCUUCCUCUUCAAGAGAUUAUUGACUGGCUCAGCCAAAAGGAUGAGGAGUUGUCAGCUCAGCUGCCCCUACAAGGGGAUGUGGCCCUGGUGCAACAGGAGAAGGAGACACAUGCGGCCUUUAUGGAAGAAGUCAAGUCUCGGGGCCCCUACAUCUAUUCUGUGCUGGAGUCGGCUCAGGCCUUCCUGUCCCAGCACCCAUUUGAGGAAUUAGAGGAGCCUCAUUCUGAGAGCAAAGAUACCUCCCCGAAACAGCGAAUCCAGAAUCUCAGCCGCUUUGUAUGGAAGCAGGCGACAGUAGCCAGUGAACUGUGGGAGAAGCUGACAGCCCGCUGUGUGGACCAGCACCGUCAUAUUGAGCGGACUCUGGAGCAGCUCUUGGAGAUUCAAGGGGCAAUGGAGGAACUAAGCACUACUCUGAGCCAAGCCGAGGGAGUCCGAGCCACUUGGGAGCCCAUCGGGGAUCUCUUCAUUGAUUCACUCCCAGAGCACAUCCAGGCUAUUAAGUUGUUCAAAGAAGAAUUCUCCCCCAUGAAAGAUGGAGUAAAGUUGGUGAAUGAUCUGGCCCACCAGCUUGCCAUUUCUGAUGUGCACUUGUCAAUGGAGAAUUCCCAUGCCCUGGAACAGAUCAACGUCCGAUGGAAACAACUGCAGGCGUCAGUUAGUGAGAGGCUUAAGCAGCUCCAGGAUGCCCACCGGGACUUUGGGCCUGGGUCACAGCACUUUCUCUCCUCCUCUGUCCAGGUUCCCUGGGAAAGAGCAAUUUCACCCAAUAAAGUUCCCUACUACAUCAACCACCAGGCUCAGACCACAUGCUGGGACCAUCCCAAGAUGACAGAGUUAUACCAAACCCUAGCUGAUCUGAACAACAUUAAGUUCUCAGCUUAUCGCACUGCCAUGAAGCUCCGCAGAGUCCAGAAAGCCCUGCGCCUGGACCUGGUAACUUUAACCACAGCCCUGGAAAUCUUCAAUGAGCAUGAUCUGCAGGCCAGUGAGCACGUGAUGGAUGUGGUGGAGGUCAUUCACUGCCUGACUGCCUUAUAUGAACGUUUGGAGGAGGAAAGAGGCAUCCUGGUCAACGUGCCACUCUGUGUGGACAUGAGCCUCAACUGGCUCCUCAAUGUUUUUGAUAGUGGUCGCAGCGGAAAGAUGCGGGCAUUGUCUUUUAAGACUGGCAUUGCAUGCUUGUGUGGCACGGAAGUGAAGGAAAAACUUCAGUACCUCUUCAGCCAAGUGGCCAACUCAGGCAGCCAGUGUGACCAGCGCCAUCUUGGUGUCCUGCUUCAUGAGGCCAUUCAGGUGCCCCGUCAGCUGGGUGAAGUGGCAGCCUUUGGGGGCAGCAACGUGGAACCCAGUGUCCGUAGUUGCUUCCGUUUUAGCACUGGGAAACCAGUCAUUGAAGCAUCCCAGUUCCUGGAGUGGGUCAACCUGGAGCCCCAGUCCAUGGUGUGGUUGGCUGUUCUGCAUCGGGUCACCAUUGCUGAGCAAGUGAAGCAUCAGACCAAGUGCUCUAUCUGUAGGCAGUGCCCCAUCAAGGGGUUCAGGUACCGGAGUCUGAAGCAAUUCAACGUUGACAUCUGCCAAACCUGCUUCUUGACAGGCAGGGCCAGCAAAGGCAAUAAGCUGCACUACCCCAUCAUGGAGUAUUACACACCGACCACAUCCAGUGAGAACAUGAGGGACUUUGCCACAACCUUAAAGAACAAAUUCCGCUCCAAGCAUUAUUUCAGCAAACACCCUCAACGAGGUUAUCUGCCUGUGCAAUCAGUGCUGGAGGCUGACUACAGUGAGACGCCGGCUUCUUCCCCGAUGUUGCCACAUGCCGACACGCACUCCCGAAUUGAGCAUUUUGCCAGCAGGCUUGCUGAGAUGGAAAGUCAAAAUUGCUCCUUCUUUAAUGACAGCCUGUCCCCAGAUGACAGCAUAGACGAGGACCAGUACCUGCUGCGGCACUCCAGCCCCAUCACAGACCGGGAACCAGCCUUUGGACAGCAGGCUCCAUGCAGUGUGGCCACAGAAAGCAAGGGGGAGCUACAGAAAAUCCUGGCCCACUUGGAAGAUGAAAACCGGAUUCUCCAGGGAGAGCUGAGGCGCCUGAAGUGGCAGCAUGAGGAGGCUGCUGAGGCACCCACUCUGGCUGACGGCUCCACUGAGGCAGCACCAGACCAUUGCAAUGAAGAGCUUCUGGCUGAGGCCCGUAUCCUUCGGCAACACAAGAGCCGCCUGGAGACGCGCAUGCAGAUCCUCGAAGAUCACAACAAGCAGCUAGAGUCCCAGCUGCAGCGUCUGAGGGAGCUUCUCCUGCAGCCACCCACCGAAUCAGAUGGCAGUGGCUCUGCAGGCUCGUCCCUAGCUUCCUCUCCACAGCAGUCAGAAGGCAGUCACCCCCGGGAGAAGGGACAGACAACUCCAGACACCGAGGCUGCAGAUGAUGUGGGGUCAAAGAGCCAGGAUGUCAGCCUGUGCUUGGAGGACAUCAUGGAGAAACUCCGUCAUGCCUUCCCCAGUGUGCGAAGUUCUGAUGUGACUGCCAACACCCUGCUGGCCUCUUGAUGGAGCCAGAUCCCUAUCCUAUAGUUCAUUGUCCUCUCCUGGUUCCGGUCAAAGCCUUUCCUCAGCCUUCAUCCAACCUUUCCAGUUUCCGCUGGCCCCACAUUCCUCAACUAGUAUUAUUUGGGCUCUGGGCAGCAGCAGGGAUCUGGUGGUAUGUGAGGUGGGUGCGGGCAGUGAUGGGAGAAGGGGAGGCAUGAUUCCUCUGCCUCUAGAAAUGUUCCCUUUAAUCUUCAAGGUUGAGGUCAGUCCUUUAAGUACCUUUCUGUUGCAGCUCAGGCAAAUAUCACUUGGCCAUUCAGAUGGGGAACAGAGAAGCUGCCUUGCAGAGCUAAGCGGUACCCGUUGGCCCCUCUUCCUUCUCCGUGGAAUUAUGGAGAGAGAGAAGCCUAAUUACCCCAAGGUUCCAACAUUAUGAAUCCACAGGGUUUACCCGUACUCUCUGGCACAACUCAGGGAGGCAAAAGGGUAUCCCCGAGACACCUUCCCUGCCCCAAGUGCCCCUGAAAAAGUCUGGGCAGUAUGUGUUCUAUUACUUCAGCUCCAGGACAGAUCGUUAGCCAUCCUAAUGCUACCUAGGUACUGGCUUCUCCUCAAAUAUCUUCAUAUUCUUUAGCCUCAGUCCCUGACAGACCUUCCUUAAGGGGAGAGCAGUUCAUUCUGGUUCUUCCACGUUAUAUUUGGAAGCAUUACGUCUAUACUUCCGGGUUUAGAUUUUUUUUUUUUUUUUUUUUUUUAUUUUAACCCACAGCUUCCUAUUUCUUAAAGUGCUCAGCAUUUUGAUAGACCUACUGGUUUGCAAGUUGCUCUGGAAACCCGGCUGAAGCCACCCUUUGCUCCUCUGAGUCUGUACUCACAGACCUGGGAACACAGUGGCAGCUUGCUAAGCAAGGGAGUGUUGCUUUCCUUGGGUGAGGAAGAGGAAGCCCACCUCAAGUCUGGAGUAGUAUGACUGCCAUCCAACACCCUUCCAGGCUGUGACCCUUCUAGCUCUCAGGCUGAAUCAGGUGAGGUGGCUGAUUGUCCCCAGCUAAUCAUAAGGCAUUUGCAGCUGGCCACCCUGUGUAGUGGCCCCUCCAUAGGAGCCACAGGCCACAAAUCAGGAAGCUGGCCGCUUUCCACCCAGACAACAGCAAGGCCUUCCUGUGCCUAAAAUUGUUCUUUCUAACUCUAGAAGGUGAAUCCAAUCCUCAAACUGAACUAACUCUUCCUAGGCGACGUAUACCAUGAUCUCUUUAUCCAGAAACUGUUCAGAAUAGAUAGCAGGGGUGGGGGAGUGGGCUUGGGAAUGUUGAAUAGAUUCAGAGCCCACUUAGACAGCUUUCUACCAAGAGGAGCUUUAUAACCUAGAGCCCUGCAGUUGACUUCAUUUGCCUAAGUUUAUAUACAUACAUAUCUAUUCUACAUAUCUACUGUACAUCAGUGCUCUCCUGGCCUCACUCACACAUUAAAUUCUAAUACCUCUUGAAGUAUUAAUGUUCUGCCUUGCUCUUUGUUAGCCCCAGCCUCUGGUUGGAAAGAUAGAUGUAUCCUGGCUGCUCCCCUAGGAUAUCUCUCUCCAUUGAUGUUUGGGGUGGGCUGUCCUCAAGACCAAAGCAACAGAAACCCGUGGUCACAGAGAAUCUAACAGGAAGAGUCACUGUUCUCUUCACUCAUUCCAAAUCUUGUUCCCUUGAGACCUGGACCUUGGGUAAAUUUUCCUGGGCUCCCCUAAAUGGUUCAGGUGCCAGAAUAGAGCAAAUCCAAGCUCUGCCCACCCCAUGCAGAAAAGGACAAACAAGCCUUUAUUAGCCUUUGCCAGCUAAGACGUAGAGAACAUUCCAGCUCUUAUGAUCUCGCUCAGGGCUAAAGAAAGCAACAGUCGCCACCACAGUCAGGAGGGAGUGAUGGUUGGGGUGUUGUAUUAUAAUCCAGCAGUGGGCCAGUGGGUAGAACUGCUAGGAACCUAGUUUGAUCUGCCACAGGGGAGGCAGGGCAGCGGCUUGGGUCCAGAAGGUUUCGGUUGCCUCCUCCACCACAAAGCCACAGGUCCGGGGUGUCAGACUUCACAGCAUAACAUCUGCCUUAGUGUUCAUGAGGUCUCUGGGCAGAAGAACUGGGUAUCUGGAUAGAUGGUGAGCAGGUGGUAGGCAGGCAUCAAUCAUAGAAUCUGGGCAUCAGUCAGAGUGGGAGCAUAUUUGUAGGAACUUAGAUUGUGGGCAGGAAUGUGGGACAGAGGGCUCGAGGACUUAGAGGCAUAUACCUGCCUAAGCCUUAGGUGGGUACAUGUUAUGGAGCAAUUUUUUACCAGGAAAGUCCUGGAAAAUCCUUUGUUAUCCCCACCCCACCUGAGAGCUCUUGGGCUGCUGAGGGCCUGUGGCAACUGCAGUGGGCCAGGCAUGGUAGAAAAGAUGUAGAUCUUGUUAUGUAGGGUUUGUGUUGUAGGUGGACUGAAGCAGCAGGUCAGGAGUUGAAUUCUCACUAAGGGGUCACUCACACUUUGUGGUCCUGUGUUUACCUUAAUGCCUAAGGUGAGUAUAUUGUUCAAGGGUCAAGGGACAGUCACUGCAGUAUGUGUGGGGAAUUUUCCCACAGUAGAGUAAAUGGAUCCUUGGGUACUAUGAAUCCAACUUGGGAUUGGAUUUACCAAAAUGUAUUGUAUGUCGUUAGACAUCUUGUUGUGUAUUAGUCUCCUAAGGGUGUUGUGCAUGGCACUGUGUAGUUUCUAGCCCUACACUAGAAGGAUGGUGAAGGGAGUUGCUAGGUUGGUAGCCUAAAGAAAACCUUCUGACUGUGGGAUUAGCAUCAAUGAUAAGGUAUGUGAGCAUUUGCUGGGGUUAUUGUCAAAUAGUAUCAAAGAACAGUUAGGACUGAGAGGUGAUUUCUUCUUGACAGAAUUUGAUAGAGGCCAAAAAGCCAUUAUGAGGAUACCUCUGCUUCCAGUGACAGCAUAGUGGAUUCACAUUGAUUGGGCAUUGUCAUGGAAGGCUGACUAGCUGGAAGACAUCAGGCUGUGCUAUGCUUCCCUAGAGAGGACAUGUACCCUUCCCUCCAGAUUAGAAAGGCUAGAAUCAAGACUCUCAAGUGCCCAUUUUCUUCAAGGCCCAAAGUUGUGAAAUAUUUCCCUACAGAGAAAUCUGUUUGAGUUUCUGGUGCUCCAGGAAAUGGGUUGGCAAGACACAGAAAUGAGAAAACCUGAGGCCAGGAAGAGGCCAAUCCUAGGAGAUGUUUUUCCUCCGGAUUCAUUUUAAGGAAUACCUGUGCUUCCUGAUGUGUGUGCUUAAGAUUUGGGCUCCAUAUCCAGCAUUUGAACUCACAUUCUCAACGGCAGAGUCAUGGCCUGUGGCAUCAUUUCAAGGCCAAAAAUCCCAUCCAAUUUCUCUUCACAUAGGUGACAGAUAAGCAAGAAAGUAGCUAUCUUAACUCGAGCAGUUCUGGGAAAAAAACUGGGGGCCUUAUCCUGGGGAUGUGGAGACUUAAUUCUUCAGCUGUGUGGCUCCCGUGGGAACAAGGAACACUUUAGCUACUUCUUACUCUUUUAACACCAACUGCUGUGGGAGAAAGAAAGGCUCAAGGCCAGGGCUCAGCUCGCAGAGUCCAUCUUCUCCCACAGCUGCCACAUUUGAGAGGGGGCCUGCUGAAUGCCCUUGCUGUCCUCUAUGGCAGUGUUGAGGCCUGACCGAAGUCUGCUAUGCUGCUUGCUGACUGCAAGAACUGGUCACAGGAUGAAAAUUGGGGAAAGGAUUUGGGGGAGGUGACAAGGGUGGCAUGGAAGUCUAGGGGACAAAGGGACAGGGUUGGGAACAAAUUGGUUAACUUUGAUUGCCACUCACUGUGGUGCCUUCCCCCUUUCCCUUGAAUUCUGCUUUGAAAAGAAUAAAUUUGUACU
Messenger RNA from Mandrillus leucophaeus (drill), 7266 nucleotides. RefSeq names its product dystrophin related protein 2 (gene DRP2). Bases 528 to 3401 code for a protein of 957 amino acids. Gene Ontology annotation, biological process: synaptic signaling. Gene Ontology annotation, molecular function: protein binding; zinc ion binding. Gene Ontology annotation, cellular component: plasma membrane. The transcript is spliced from 24 exons. Lineage: Eukaryota; Metazoa; Chordata; Mammalia; Primates; Cercopithecidae. The record is from RefSeq and is a predicted model, not a curated record.